UCAAAGAUUAAAUAUGGUCUCUGAUUAUCCCCCUUGUUAGAAUUUAAGAUUAAUACAUGCCUAGAUAAUUUAUGAAAUGUUAUGUAUUACCUCUGUAGGAUUUAGUAAACCUAGAGAAGAACCUAGGGAUACUGAAAAGAAAAGAACCAGCUCUCAAAUUCUUAAACCUGCUGAAGAAAAGCAGAGCUUGCCCAUGGCUGAGAACAUGGACGUAGAAGUUGCAAGCUCAGUUGUUGUCCUUGAAAGCAAGGAAGAAAAUGAAUUUAUUAUAGAAGAGAAACUGGACACAGAAGAUGCCAGUUUAUUAACAUCAGAAAUCAAAAACAUCUCAAAGAUGAACAAGAACAAGGAUGAGAAACUGGCUGUAGAAGCUGCACGCUCAGACACAGAAGAAGCCAGUUUACAACCAUCAGAAGGGGAAAUCAUCUCAAAUAACUCUGAGGAGCUGCAUGCAAAACAAGAUGUAUGUACAGUCCAUGUUCAGGAGUUGGCUCCUGAAAUAGAACAUGAUGCACUCAUUGCACAUGAACUAACCCCAGAAAACAACAGGAAUGCAUCUAUUAAUAAGAAUGAUUAUGAGUUACCUCAAGUUGGCUCAACCACUGAGGAGGAAUUUUUCAUGGCUGAUGAGUUUUCUCCACAAGAGAAACUGAAGCCAGAAGACACCAAAAAAGAAGAAGAGGAGGAAUUUUUCAUGGCUGAUGAGUUUUCUCCACAAGAGAAACUGAAGCCAGAAGACACUUACAAAGAAAAAGAAGAAGAAAACAAUGAAGAAGACACCAAAGAAGAUGAACAGGGGACACCAACAAAUACCAUCAGAAUACUUGGUGUUACUGCUUCCCUGGUUUUUGGUCUGUAUCUCUUAUUUGCUGUGGUGAUUGGUUGUAAAAACUAGGAUCAACCCACACAUCUGAUGCAACAUGAUUGUUUCACUCUACAAAUUUGGGCAUUUUCACUUGUCCCCCUUGGGGUGAUUAUCAAAGCCCUUUUA
This is a messenger RNA of Xenopus laevis (African clawed frog), 991 nucleotides long. RefSeq names its product conserved oligomeric Golgi complex subunit 8-like. The record is from RefSeq and is a predicted model, not a curated record. The coding region runs from base 77 to 895 and encodes 272 amino acids. NCBI's taxonomy places the organism in Eukaryota, Metazoa, Chordata, Amphibia, Anura, Pipidae. The transcript has a single exon.